Helicoverpa zea (corn earworm) is the source of this 5287-nucleotide messenger RNA. RefSeq lists its product as uncharacterized. The coding region runs from base 157 to 2838 and encodes 893 amino acids. The record is from RefSeq and is a predicted model, not a curated record. Lineage: Eukaryota; Metazoa; Arthropoda; Insecta; Lepidoptera; Noctuidae. The transcript has 2 exons.
GCGUUCAUCAUUUUUUUCGCGUCGCCAUUUUUUUACACGUUUCUGUUUGUUUUGUUAGUUGUAUAUUAUUUAAUUUUAUAACAGUGUACUUAACGUUAAGGUGUUUCUUACAUUUGUUGCAUCUGGGUUUUGGCUUGCAUCUUAGGAUAUAGCACCAUGGCUCUUAGUGACGAGCUGGCUCAAUUAAAGCUCCGUAGGGGCUAUGUAAAGGGUGCAAUAACUCGUGAAGAAAGUUUUUGUAACAGCGAAGAAAUUGUGAUCGCGUCUAGUGAGUUGCUCACGGAGCGGCGCAGUCGCUUGGUGAAAAACUUUGCCUCUUACGAGGACCUUAACAAGAGUAUUUUGUGCAUAAAUCCAAAGGACGAUGAAGACCCCGUUGUUUAUGAAAGUAAGUACUUCACCUGCAUAUCCAAAAUUGAUCGUCAGCUCAAUGCUUGUCGUACAUCGGGGCAGCCCGAGGCGGAGCCUCCUAGGCAAAAUGCAAAUAAUUUCAGGAAGCUCCCACAAAUUACAAUAAAAGAAUUUAGUGGUGCCAAUAUUUUAGAUUAUCUACCUUUUAUUAAUAUGUUUAAGGCAGUCAUUGAUUCUGACACAAGCUUGAGUCUGUGCCAAAAAUUAUAUUAUUUGAGAUCAUUUUUAACUGGGGAAGCCUUAUGCUUAAUUCAAAAUCUGCCUUUGACUGAAGUAAAUUAUUCUGAAGCAUUAAAGUUGUUAGAAAACCGCUAUAACAAUGAGCCAAUGAUCAUUAACCAUCACAUUAAUACUUUGAUUGAUUUGCCUAAAUGCACUGCUGCUGAUCUUAGAUCUUUGGUAGCGAGUGCUAAUGUACAUUUAACUGCACUAAAAAGUUUAAACAUGCCGGUUGAAGCUUGGGGUCCGAUAAUGGUCAACAUUUUGCUCCGAAAAGUGGAUUCUGAGACAAACAAUGAGUUUCACUUAAGACGGGAUAAAAAAGUUGUGUUUGCUAUGCAGGAAUUCAUAGAUUUUUUGGAGUCCAGAGCGUUGGCCAGGGAGAAUGCAAUGGAAACAAUGCCUGUGAGUACUCCCAGUGGUGUGAAGCCUGGCAAGCCUGCAUGUAAUACAGCAGCAGCAGUCUCAUGUAAGUAUUGCAAUACUAAUCAUAGAUUAUACAUGUGUGCCAAAUUUAAACUUGCUGCUGAUAAUGACAAGGGUCAAUUUGUUAAAAAACAUAAAUUAUGCAUUGUUUGUUUGAAUGCGCAUGGUGGUAAAUGCAAGCUGCGUUUGAAAUGCUCAAUCUGUCAGCAACGGCACAAUACGCUUCUGCAUGGUGUGGAAAUGGCUAAGAAGGAGGCGAGCAAUGUCGCCACUGCCAGUUCUACUGCCACAGUGCCCUGUGCUGAUGUUGGAAGGUCUGACAGUGCAGUAGCUAUGUCAAGUACCUCGCCUGUGAAGGAUGUGCUGCUACCUACCGCUAUAGUGCUUCAGAGGGAAUCACUGCCUCUAACGCCGCAAGGUCCCUGCCUGGUUAGUACCAGCCUAGGUUAUAUUGUAGCAGGCAGCCUACCAGUAUCCGUUGGAAACAUCCAUUCUUCAAAUUUCUGUGUAACAGUUCAAGGUACCCCCCAUAAUAUUUCUCAUAAUUCUCAUAAUGAUCAACUUGAUAGUAUUGAACAUACUAUUUCAAAUUUUUGGAAAUGUGAAAAAGUACCUGAAAUUUAUAAAGAAGGUAUUACUGAACAUCAACUAGCUGAGGAAUGUUUUCAAAACUCUGUCAAACUUGUUGAUGGAAAGUUUUGUGUAGAUUUACCUUUAAAACUUAAUUUAAACGAUAUCCAGAUGGGUAACUCAUUUAAUCAGGCAUUGCAUCAUUUUCAUAAUUUAGAAAGGCGUUUCGCUAAAGAUGAUAAGUUAUAUCAACAGUAUAAGAAGUUCAUUCAUGUUUAUCUUGAGCAAGGCCAUGCCAUGUACUUUGAUAUAUCUAACUAUGAUCCUAGGGCAGGUAAUGUGUAUUUCUUACCUCACCACCCAGUCAUUAAUUUAAAUAGUAAAACUACUCCGGUUCGAGCUGUCUUUGACGCGAGCAUGAAAACCAAUAAAGGUAUUUGUCUAAAUGACAUGAUGCUUAAUGGGCCUGUUGUGCAAAAUGAUUUAUUUGACAUUUUGACACUAUUUAGGAGUUUUAAAUAUGUUUUACUGUGUGAUAUAAAGGCUAUGUAUAGGGGUAUAUUAGUGAGUAAAGACCAUUGCUGCUUGCAAAAUAUUUUUUGGCGAGAUUCUGUUGAUCAAAGUGUGCAAUGUCUUCAGCUACAAACUGUCACAUAUGGUUUAAAGAGUUCUGCAUUUUUAGCAACUAGGUGUUUAAUUGAACUUGCUGAACGGUACCAAGAGAAGUAUCCAUUAGCAUCUUUUGUGUUGAAAUAUUCUACAUAUGUCGAUGAUAUUUUAUGUGGUUCCAACGAUAUUUUAGAGCUUGUUGAGACAAAAAGGCAACUUAUCGAGCUUUUGAACUUAGCUAGUUUUUCAUUACACAAGUGGUGUUCAAAUAACACUGAAAUAUUAGAUGACAUUCCUAUAGAAAUUCAUCAAUUAAAUAAAGAGGAUUUUGAUAAAACAAAUACUUUUGUGAAAACUUUAGGCUUGUCAUAUGAUGUGACUUCUGAUACUUUAAGUAUGAAGUGUCCAAGCGCUGAAAUACAAAAACCUUCUACUAAGAGACAAAUGUUAAGUUUUAUUAGCAAAUUUUUUGAUCCUUUGGGUUUGGUAGGUCCUAUUUUGGUGCAAGCUAAAUACUUAAUGCAACAAGUCUGGUUUGAAAAGUUAAAGUGGGAUGAUAUUCUCCCUGAUGCUUUAAAUAAAAAAAAUUCUUCAAUUUGUUGAAGGUUUGAUGAAUAUGUCUUGUAUAUCUGUUCCUAGAAAUAUCAAUGUAUAUCCACAUAAAAGGCUAGAGUUAGUUGGUUAUGCUGAUGCAUCUAAUAUUGCACAUGGGUGUUGCCUUUAUUUGAGAGUAGUCAGAGAUGAUAACACUGUAAAUGUUAACCUUUUGUGUUCCAAGUCUCGUAUUAAUCCUAAGGAUAAAACAUUAACUAUUCCUAGACUUGAGCUCAAUAGUGCUUUGUUGUUAGCCAAGUUGGCAAGAAAAGUGCAUGAUACUUUAGCAGUAAAAUAUAAUUAUAUUCCUAUUUACUUAUAUUUAGAUUCAAAGAUUGUUUUAUCAUGGCUUAUGAUUGAGGCUGUAAAACUAACUGCUUAUGUUGUUAAUAGAAUUUAAAAAAAAAAUCAAGCAGUUAUCUAAAGAUGUACACUGGGACUAUGUCAGCACCAAUGAGAAUCCUGCUGAUUGCUUAUCUCGCGGUCUUAAACCAGAUCGGUUAAUCGAAAACUCAUUGUGGUUUCAUGGUCCACAGUACUUGCAAAACAGUGAAUAUGUUCAUGAUAAUUCUCAGAUAAAUACUGAUGUUUCUGAUACUUCUGAGCUCAAUUUGAUUCCUUCAACAUGUAAUACUUUAGUUAAAUGUAAGGAAAAUAAUUUGUUUUAUAGUUUUAUAGAAAAGUAUUCUAAUUUAAAUAAAAUGACUAGAAUAAUGGCUUAUGUCAAACGUUUUGUAUUUAAUUGUAAUAAACAGAAUAUUAAGAAAAGGCAGGGACAUUUAACUCCUGAGGAGGUGGCUCUUGCUUUGCAUGACUUGAUUAAAAUUGAUCAAAGCUCACAUUUUGAAAAUGAGUUGAAAUGUUUGAAGUCGAAAGUUGAUCUAAGUUCUUACUUAAGUGGUUUAAAUCCUUUUGUUGAUGGCUGCGGCUUAUUAAGAGUAGGUGGUCGCUUGCAAAAUGCAAACCUUUCAUUUCAGCAAAAGCAUCCUAUUAUUUUGCCCAAAAAGUCAACUUUGACCAAACUUAUCAUUCUUAAUGAACACAUUCGCCUUAAGCAUGCUGGGCAGAAGCUAAUUCUUAGUAGUUUAAGCGAGCAAUAUUGGCUAAUCAAUGCUAGCAGAGAAGUAAAAUCUGUGUUGCACAAGUGUGUAUUAUGUUUCAGAUUUAAGGCUAAAGCUUCCAGUCAACUUAUGGGUUCAUUACCACUUGACAGAGUCAAUAUUACACGUCCUUUUCAAAUUGUAGGCACUGAUUAUGCGGGUCCUUUCAAUGUUAAACAAACUAGAGUAAGAAAUCCUGUUAUAACCAAGGCUUAUGUUGUUAUUUUCAUAUGUUUUAUUACUAAAGCAAUUCACAUAGAAUUGGCGUCAGACAUGACAACUAAUACUUUCUUAGCUUGUUUAAAAAGGUUUAUAAGCCGUAGAAAUAAGCCUACAAAAAUAUAUUGUGAUAAUGCUAGUUAUUAUAGAGGUGCUGAUAAUGCACUCAAGGAUUUGCAUAAGCUACUGAAUUCCACAGAUCAUCAAAACAAAGUGUUUGAUUAUGGUUGUUCAGAGAGAAUACAGUUUCAGUUUAUUCCUUCAUAUUCCCCAGUAUUUGGUGGCCUGUGGGAGGCAGGAGUAAAAAGUAUAAAAUAUCAUAUGAAACGUGUAAUUACUCAGAGUGUACUUACUUAUGAAGAACUGUAUACAGUGUUAGUGCACAUAGAAAGUAUUUUAAAUUCUAGACCAUUAACUCCCAUGUCAAGAGAUUGUGAUGACAUGUCUUACCUGACACCUGCACAUUUCCUUACUGGCUCACCAUUGACUUCAUAUCCAGAGCUUAAUUUGACUGAUGUAAAUGUAGGAAGGCUUAGUUUUUGGAAACAAUGUUCUCAAAUGCAACAGCAUUUUUGGAAUCAAUGGCAUAAACAAUAUUUAGUUAUGUUGCAGAGUCGGCCUAAAUGGAAAACUCAACUACCUAAUUUAGAAAUAGGCAAUAUGGUAUUGUUUAAGUCUGAUAAUGUAUCUCCAUUGAACUGGCCUGUAGGUAGAAUUGUAAAGGUCAUUCCAGGAAAAGAUGAUUUAGUUCGUGCAGUGGAGGUAAAAACUAGCAAAGGUCACGUUGUAAGAACAAGUGUUAUGAAAGUGUGUCCAUUACCUAUUGAGUAUAAUUAAUGGACCUACUCUUUAAUUUUAAAGUAAGAAUUACUCCUGAGUUUAGUUUAUCUUUAAUUUCUUUACUAAUCCAUUUGGGUAUUUAUUUUAAAUGUUUAGCUUUAUGAUGAGUUUAGCUUGUGGCUGAGGCCCCAGCAUGUUCAUGACAUAUAAAACCUCAUUGGAGGAUGUAUUUAAUUUUAAUUUUUUCUAAAAUGUCAAGAACAAAAGAAAUGAAUGUCACUCUGUACAAAUUUUUCCCUGUGAGCACGUUUAUAUAAUUUCUUCUAAAUUAAUAAAAGUAUUGUUACAUAUUUACACCA